Pochonia chlamydosporia 170 is the source of this 1647-nucleotide messenger RNA. RefSeq names its product tyrosinase 2. Bases 1 to 1647 code for a protein of 548 amino acids. Lineage: Eukaryota; Fungi; Ascomycota; Sordariomycetes; Hypocreales; Clavicipitaceae. The transcript is spliced from 8 exons. Gene Ontology annotation, molecular function: oxidoreductase activity. The record is from RefSeq and is a predicted model, not a curated record.
AUGGCGUUCAAAACUGCCAUCUUGGUUUUCGGAUUAGGGGCAGUACCAUGUGCUUUGGCGCAGAAUCCUUUUCCUAUAACCGGUGUUCCUGUUAGCAAGGGGACGAAUGGUGUUCCACUAAGACGUAAUAUCAAUGAUUUAUAUACCGCUGGCGGUGCUCAAUGGGAUCUCUAUAUCCGAGCGCUGUCAUCAAUGCAGCAGGUCAACUACGCAGAACCUCUUUCUUACUUCCAAAUUGCAGGUAUUCAUGGACGUCCGUUCAUUGAGUGGAAUAAUGCUGGCCCGCCAAGUUUUAAUGGCUGGGGAGGGUAUUGUCCUCAUGGUGAAGAACUCUUUUUGUCUUGGCACAGGCCAUACGUACUACUCUUCGAGCAACUGCUUGUAACCCAUGCCAAACAAAUUGCAGCAACAUACCCUCAGCAACACCGCCAGCAAUAUAUGCAGGCCGCAGAACAACUGAGGGCCCCUUUCUGGGACUGGGCCGCUAACACUGCCGUUCCUUCGGCCACAGUCCCCACGACUUUGCAGGUAAAUUUUCCAAAUGGGCAGAAUCUGCAGAAGCGUGCAAUUAGCAAUCCGCUGUAUACAUACAAAAUACCUCAAGAGGUUCUAAACGGCCAAUACGGUCCUUUCGAUCCAGCGGGCAGGACGCAGGUCCUUCGAUGCCCAAGUCCGCAAAGUUAUCCAGGAACAGCCAACAGCGCGCUGGCCGGCAGACCAUACAAACAAUGGGUGUAUGACACAUUUACUCGUGCACAAAACUUCUCCAACUUUGCGUUGACGGGUAGCCUUUCCGUCAGUCUGGAGCUUAUCCAUAACACCAUCCAUAUGGACUCAACCUGCAACCAACAAUUUAGCAAUCCGGAACUCUCGGGUUUUGAUCCUUUGUUCAUGCUACACCAUAGCAACAUAGAUAGGCUAUGGGCGUACUGGCAGGCCAUCAAGCCAGAUCAGGACAUCUUUCACGAUUCCUACUCAGGGCAGUCACGGUUUGCCUCUGCACCAGGCACAACCAUCACAUCAAAAUCUCCAUUGCAGCCGUUUGUUGGAGCUAACAACGGGGUCCAUACCACCGAGUCCGUGCGGUCUAUCAGGAACUUUGGGUAUUCAUACUUAGGCUUAGAGUACUGGAGGAAAAGUCCAACCCAGAUGCAGCAAGAUGCUACACGACUCAUCAAUCAGCUGUAUUCAUCGGGUUCCACCAAACCAAAACGGGCUGCAGCCCGCGCGGAAACAGGACAGGUCAAGAGAUUCUUUGCCCGUGUUAGCUUAGACAGGAGUGAUGUAGAAAGACCCUGUGACAUAGCAGUCUUUCUCAACGGCACGUGGGCUGGCGGAUUCUCGCUCAUGGCUCUACCAGCAUCUGGUAGGAUCAGCGCAGGUCUCUCGCUUGAUACUGUGGUCCAUGGACGGAACGGAUUUUCAGCAAUGGCCCUAGACUCGGCGAUGAGCACGAUGAGUCAGUCGAUUGAAGUAAAAGUUAUGCAGCGGGGAGGCAAAUUUGUUUCCAACGUGCGAGGUUUAAAGGUGGUAUUAGAGAAUGUGAUAGUCACACCACCGGCAACAGACGACCAAUUCCCAACGUACUCAGAUUCUACACUGCGGACGUUGGAUAUGAGUGGUAAGAGUCGGAGAGGGCAUAUUUAG